AAUUUGGAUUGAUAUACUUUGAAUGUGGCGUUUUUUCAACGUAAAGUGCAUAAAAUGUGUUAAAUGUGAGGCCGCACUAUUUAUUAAUUUAAUCAAAUCGAUUACAGCAUCAAAAUAUCAACUGUGACAUUUUUAUUAGUGACAUAACAGACACAUAACCUCAACGCGGUUUAUUUUCUUGGUAAAAUGGCUGGAAUGUACGUGCUGAACAGCGCAAUUUUAACGAAAUUCGCGCGUCCGGCCGGCCGCAGAUUGGUUUCGACGACCAAAAAGAACAACGAAACAGUCACGGCAGAGGCCUGCACCACCAAGCCCCAGGCCGUCGUCGAGAAGAACUGGAUCAGCUAUGGGUUCCACCACAAGUCGAAACAGGGCGACAGGAACGCCAUGCACUCGGUGUUCUUCGCCUCAGUCACCCUGGGCAUUGCCGUCGCCGGCUUCUUCCUCGCCUACCUGCCCGAUUUCGGGCUAAAGGACUGGGCACAGCGUGAGGCCUUCAUACAGCUUAAGUACAGGGAGGAAAAUGGUCUGCCGCUUGUGGACCCCAAUUACAUUGACCCAGCUAAAAUUAAUCUGCCCUCGGAUGAAGAACUAGGCAAUACUGAAAUUAUUAUUUAAAUUGUGUUGGUGUCGAUAAUAAAUUGUAUAUAUUAGUUUAAA
Aethina tumida (small hive beetle) is the source of this 660-nucleotide messenger RNA. It is a transcript of the gene NP15.6, whose product is annotated as NADH dehydrogenase [ubiquinone] 1 beta subcomplex subunit 11, mitochondrial. Lineage: Eukaryota; Metazoa; Arthropoda; Insecta; Coleoptera; Nitidulidae. The transcript has a single exon. The coding region runs from base 187 to 618 and encodes 143 amino acids. The record is from RefSeq and is a predicted model, not a curated record.